Messenger RNA from Gopherus evgoodei (Goodes thornscrub tortoise), 1380 nucleotides. It is a transcript of the gene NR1H4, whose product is annotated as nuclear receptor subfamily 1 group H member 4. Lineage: Eukaryota; Metazoa; Chordata; Testudines; Testudinidae. Gene Ontology annotation, biological process: positive regulation of transcription by RNA polymerase II; bile acid signaling pathway; negative regulation of transcription by RNA polymerase II. The transcript has 9 exons. The record is from RefSeq and is a predicted model, not a curated record. Gene Ontology annotation, molecular function: RNA polymerase II cis-regulatory region sequence-specific DNA binding; zinc ion binding; bile acid binding. Bases 1 to 1380 code for a protein of 459 amino acids.
AUGGAAAUGGUCGAAAUGAAGACUGCUAAUGGUGUUCUUACAGAGGCAAUGAGUUCUCCAGUGCAAGAGCCAGAGGUGUCACCUUAUACACAGUACAGCAGUAUGCCGUUCCCCCCAGUUCAGCCUCAGAUUUCAUCACCACCUUAUUAUUCCAACCUUGGCUUUUACCCCCAGCAGCCUGAAGAAUGGUAUUCCCCUGGAAUGCAUGAACUCAGGAGAAUCCCCUGUGAGAACUUUUUCACAAGAGAGACAGAGCUAGCGGAUAUACCUGUAGCCAAGAAGUCUAGACUGGGCCACUCCACGGGAAGAGUGAAAGGAGAAGAGCUAUGUGUUGUGUGUGGUGACAAAGCAUCUGGAUACCACUAUAAUGCUCUUACUUGUGAGGGGUGCAAAGGCUUCUUCAGAAGAAGUAUCACUAAAAAUGCUGUAUACAAGUGUAAAAAUGGAGGCAAUUGUGAGAUGGACAUGUACAUGAGAAGAAAGUGCCAGGAGUGCCGCCUGCGGAAAUGCAAACAAAUGGGGAUGUUGGCUGAAUGUAUGUAUGCAGGUUUGUUAACAGAAAUACAAUGCAAGUCAAAACGUCUAAGAAAAAAUGUGAAACAGCUGCCUGAUCAGGCAGCCAACGAAGAUAACGAGGGAGCGGACCUGAAGCAAGUGACAUCUACAACUAAAAUAUAUAGGGAGAAAGUAGAACUUACCCCAGAACAGCAGAACCUUCUUCAUUACAUCAUGGAUUCAUAUAGUAAACAAAGAAUUCCUCAAGAGGUAUCAAAAAAACUUUUACAAGAGGAAUUCAGUGCUGAAGAAAAUUUUCUCAUCUUAACAGAAAUGGCUACAAGUCAUGUUCAGGUUCUUGUGGAAUUCACCAAAAAGUUACCAGGCUUUCAAACCCUUGAUCAUGAAGAUCAGAUUGCUUUGCUGAAGGGUUCAGCAGUAGAAGCCAUGUUCCUUCGUUCGGCUGAGAUCUUUAAUAGGAAACUUCCUAGGGGACACGCUGACCUCUUAGAAGAAAGAAUUCGCAAAAGCGGUAUCGCUGAUGAUUACAUAACUCCCAUGUUUGGUUUUUAUAAAAGCGUUGGAGAACUGAAGAUGACAGAAGAAGAAUAUGCUCUACUUACAGCAAUAGUUAUCCUAACUCCAGAUCGACAAUACAUAAAGGAUAGAGAGUCUGUGGAAAGACUUCAAGAACCACUGCUUGAAGUUCUACAAAAGCUCUGCAAGCUUUACCACACUGAUAACCCUCAACAUUUUGCAUGUCUUCUGGGCCGUCUGACAGAAUUACGGACAUUUAACCAUCAUCAUGCAGAGAUGCUGAUGUCAUGGAGAGUGAAUGAUCAUAAAUUUACCCCUCUUCUCUGUGAAAUCUGGGAUGUGCAGUGA